UGGUGUAGUUAAAGCAGCCACUGCUAAAGCGGCGACAACAUCCACAGCAGCUGCUGCCACAAAAACGUCAUCAACAACGUCAGCAGCGACAACAACAUCAGCUAAAAAUCAUCAUCAGCACAAUAAUAAAGUCACUCAUCACCGACCACAACAACAAAAAGCUCGCAAACCAUCUCAGAGCCACGACUCCACUGCUGCUGAUGAUGAUGACGACGAAGAAGAAGAUGAUGAUGAUGAGAGUAGUGAUGAUGAUGAUGAUGAUGAUGAUAAGAGUGAUCAUAGAACUGCUCAGGAAAAAGCCAGAGAUAAGGCUUUAGCUAGGAUCAAGAAGCGGAAGGAAAUGGCGGAGAGUAAAAGAAGCGUGGAUCGCCUGAGAGCGCCCGUCGUUUGCGUAUUGGGCCACGUCGAUACCGGGAAAACAAAGAUACUGGAUAAGUUAAGACGUACGAACGUACAAGAUGGCGAGGCUGGUGGUAUCACCCAACAGAUUGGCGCCACUAAUGUACCACACGAGGCCCUUAUGCAACAGACUAAAAUGUGCAAAGACUUACAAGUUAAAAUACCUGGCCUUCUGAUAAUUGAUACACCUGGCCACGAAUCUUUCAGUAACUUGAGAACCAGAGGGUCAUCACUGUGUGACAUCGCCAUAUUGGUUGUUGACAUUAUGCACGGGUUGGAACCGCAGACGAUCGAAUCUAUAAACAUCUUGAAACAGAGAAAGACCCCAUUCGUUGUGGCCCUCAAUAAAAUCGAUCGCUUGUUUGGCUGGAUAACCAAUCCGCAUUCAGAUGUCACCAACCUGCUGAAGAAGCAGAAGCAAAAUACGAAGCUGGAGUUCGAUGAGAGGACCAGUCACGUGAUUGUUCAGUUUGCCGAACAGGGUUUGAAUGCACGCCUUUUCUACGAGAACAAAAAUCCUCGCGAGUACAUCUCUCUCGUUCCCACGUCCGCCAUGACGGGGGAUGGAAUUGGAAACCUAAUUACACUAAUUUGCGAACUAACUCAGACACUGUUAGUGAAGAGACUUACGUUUACCGAGGAGCUGCAGGCUACUGUUAUGGAGGUGAAGGCCAUACCAGGGCACGGCACCACCAUUGACGUCAUCUUAGUGAAUGGCCGGUUAAAAACCGGAAGUACUAUUAUCGUGGCCGGCCAGGAUGGGCCAAUAGUAACGCAGAUAAGGUCGUUACUCAUGCCACAGCCCAUGCACGAACUCAGGGUCAAGAGCCAGUUUGAGUCUCACAAGGAAGUCUUGGCGGCACAAGGUUGCAAAAUUGCUGCCAAAGAUCUUGAAAAGGCGCUAGCCGGCCUGCCCUUGUAUGUGGCUGAACAAUCAGAUGAAGAAGAUAUAUUUAAGGAAGAACUCUCGCAGAUGUUGAAAGACGUCCUGAGCGACGUAAAAGUCUCGGACAAGGGGGUGUACGUGCAGGCAUCGACCCUCGGCUCUCUGGAGGCCCUCCUAACCUUCCUAAAAACAUCUGAAAUCCCCUACGCGGGCAUAAACAUCGGUCCAGUACACAAGCGCGACAUCAUGAAGGCUUCGGUGAUGCUGGAGCACGAUCCGCAGUACGCCUGCGUUCUGGCUUUCGACGUUAAGAUAGAGAAGGAGGCCCAGGAGAUGGCGGACAGCAUGGCAAUCAGGAUUUUCUCGGCAGACAUCAUCUACCAUCUCUUUGAUAAGUUCAUGGCCUACAGGGAUGAGUUUAAGAAACAGAAGAGGGAGGAGUUUAAACAUAUUGCCGUGUUCCCUUGCAAGCUACGCAUCCUACCCGAGCACAUCUUCAACACGAGGGAUCCCAUUGUGGUCGGCGUGACUGUGGAGGCUGGCUUUGUGAAGGAGGGCACUAUCCUCUGUGUACCUAGUAAAGAGUUCCUAGAUGUAGGUCGAGUCAGCAGUAUCGAGAUUAACCACAAGGUCAUUGAGAAGGCCACGAAAGGUCAAGAAGUGUGCUUAAAGAUUGACAGCAUACCUGGCGAGGCGCCGAAACUCUACGGCAGACAUUUUGAUAAUACUGACUUACUCGUUAGCAAGAUAAGCCGACAGUCGAUCGACGUUGUGAAGAGUUGGUUCAGAGAGGAGAUGUCCAAAUCGGAUUGGCAGUUAAUUAUGGAACUCAAGAAGACAUUCGAAAUUUUAUAAUAAUAAUAAUUUUAUUAUAUAUAUAUAUAUAUUUAUAAAAUAUUAAUUAAUUAAUUAUGACAUAAAAUAUAUUAUAAUUAUUAUAUUUUAAUUAUUAUUAAAUGUAUUUCCUUGAAAUUGUGUUUUUGGUAUUUCACUAAUUAUUUUAUUAAAAUUUUUAUUUUACUCCAGGAAAGUGUACGAGUAUAAGUAGAUAAAUAAUAAUAAAUUAUAAUAGUAAUCGUCAAUCAAUAAUUAUUAAAAUAUAAUAAUUAUUAAUUUUAUUAAAAAAAAUUGAUUUUAAAUCUGUUGUUACUAUUCA
Molecule: messenger RNA, 2441 nt
Organism: Helobdella robusta
Lineage: Eukaryota; Metazoa; Annelida; Clitellata; Rhynchobdellida; Glossiphoniidae
Exons: 14
Coding region: 341-2140 (599 amino acids)
Molecular function (GO): GTPase activity; translation initiation factor activity; GTP binding
Source: RefSeq, a predicted model, not a curated record